Molecule: messenger RNA, 738 nt
Organism: Onychostoma macrolepis
Lineage: Eukaryota; Metazoa; Chordata; Actinopteri; Cypriniformes; Cyprinidae
Exons: 4
Coding region: 154-738 (194 amino acids)
Source: RefSeq, a predicted model, not a curated record
UUCAGUCAGUGGUGAUGGUGGGAGGAGCCAGUAAAGCUGCUCAUUACUGAUAAAGAGCUGAAUAAAGAGGAAGUAACUAAAGCAGACAGAUGUAGAGACAGAGAGAUUCACACAGAGAUCAUUCAGCAUAAAGAAGACUGAACUCAAGUCACAAUGAAGAUCCUCCUCAUCUUCUUCACUUUCUACCUGAUCUCAGAUGCAGUGAGAUGCUUUAACGUCACUGGAUAUUCUGGAGGAAGCGUGCUUGUUGAUUCUGGGAAACUUUGGUUCACUGAUUCUGCUAAAUAUAUGUAUAAGUUACCUGAGUGGAGAAUAAUAAUUAAUUAUAAGAAACAUGAUAAAGGGAUUAAUGAAGGAAGAUUCACACUGUUUCAAAACAAUGAGGGAAAACUCAUGAUCUUCAUCAGAGAUUUAAAUCAACAUGAUGCUGGAGGAUACUGGAUUAGGUAUCAUGGCCAGUCGUCUAUUGAUAUGACUUUGAAUGUGAAAGAAGAUUCAUGUUGUAAAGGAUCAAAGAGAGUGAUGGUGAAUAUUGUUGAAACCGCCAAUUUCAGCUGUGAAUAUUCACAGAAUGAUAUUAAUAAUCCCAAGAUCAUAUUCAAACAAGAAAAAGACUCCAUUGAGACGAUCUACAGUAGAUUGAAGAAGAAAGAAAGAUUCAGUAUUUCUGACGACAAACAGAAAAACCUCUUCAGUGUGAGGAUUACUGCUAGACACAUACAGUUACUCUGUUAUUAA